Messenger RNA from Dunckerocampus dactyliophorus (ringed pipefish), 12608 nucleotides. Its product is annotated as oocyte zinc finger protein XlCOF26-like. The record is from RefSeq and is a predicted model, not a curated record. Gene Ontology annotation, molecular function: RNA polymerase II cis-regulatory region sequence-specific DNA binding; DNA-binding transcription factor activity. Gene Ontology annotation, biological process: regulation of transcription by RNA polymerase II. NCBI's taxonomy places the organism in Eukaryota, Metazoa, Chordata, Actinopteri, Syngnathiformes, Syngnathidae. The transcript has 4 exons. The coding region runs from base 60 to 848 and encodes 262 amino acids.
AGAAGAAAAAACAAAAAGAAACAAAACGAAACAAAACGAGACUUACACAAACAACGAAUAUGUACCGACGCAGGCCCAAAACUGGCUCUGCUGAGAUGGAUUUGGCUCCGACAUCAUGCAGUCCCAGCUAUGCAAAUGACUGCAGAUCAGCAGACUUCACAUCACCAGGCCUGGACAUCCAGCAGCUGACUGGUCAUCAAGGAGACCGUCCCCCUCAGCCACAGGGUGGGAGCUCCACUUGGGAGCAGGAGGAGACACAGCCCCCUCUUAUUAAAGAGGAAGAAAUGGAGCGCCACAUUAAAGAGGAAGAGGAGGAGAAGCCACAGCCCCCUCUUAUUAAAGUGGAAGAAAUUGAUCUGGAGCACCCCCACAUUAAAGAGGAAGAGGAGGAGCCACAGCCCCCCAAUGUUAAAAAGGAAGAGGAAGAACUCUGGAUCACUCAGGAGGGAGAGCAUCUUCCAGGGCCAGAGGAGGCUGAUCUGGCCAGGAUGCCACUGACUGGUGUCCCUGCAGCGACUAAAGACCAUAAAGACAAACCACCUGAGCUCUCACAGCUUCAUCAUAGUCCAAGUGAGGAGAUGAGCGAGGCGGAGCCUUCAUGCAGCAGCUCACUGCAACACAUGACAACAGAAGCUGAUGGAGACCACCGUGGAGGAUCACAAGCAGACAACCUCUUAGCUCCACUGUCAGAUAGUGACGACACAACGUCACACUCUCCUGAAGGUGAAGACAGCGACUAUAACCAAGAAUCUCUGAGCAGCGAUACAGACUGUGAAGGUGAUAUGAUGACUGACACCGGCAACAAACACUCUGAAAGCUCUAAAAAGACAACAGCAUUCACACAAUAAGGAAAAACCGCCACUAAUGAAAAGGUUUGACACAACGUGCCAACACUGCCAUCUCGUGGUCACAACGAGAUACAGCAUUUACAAACAAUACUGACUUUAUGGCAAAGAUGAAUAGACAGUUGCUACAGUUGAUUCCUUUAUUUGAAGAAGAAGAAGCGGAAGAAUGAACAGAUGAGAAAUGCUGCAACGCUUUGUGAUUCGUCGAGAGGUGACGGCGAUUGGAGGACUUCCGUCUGUAGUAUUCUGAUAUACCACGUGAUGAAUGCACACGGGGAUUUCAACCAAGCGCAUUUAGGUUACAAACCACAUGCGUUACCAGCCAACCCAUGUCCCUGCUGCAGACACAGCACAAUGAUUCAGUCAUAGAACAUGUCAAUAAAUGAUGAUCAUCAGCAGAGGGCGCCCUUAAAUUGCCUAUUCAUUUUCAGUGGGAAAGAUUUAGCAGAAAAUAUGAAUUUACACUAAAUGUGGGAAUAUUUGGAAAAGUCUGAUUUGGUAGCACACCUGUCCCGAGUGAGCUGAAUGUUUUGAUGUUAGAUUUGUUUGAAUUGGUUGAGAAAUGGAGGAGUAGUGAGCAAAAAAGAGACGGAAGAAUAAAGAGAAUAAAAAUGUGUAAAUGCUUUCACCGUUCACACAAUUAAACUAUCAACAAAGACAAAAAGGGCCGCACGGUGAACGAGUGGUUAGCAUGUUGGCCACACAGUCAGGAGAUGGGAAGAUCUGGGUUGGAAUCUCCGUUGGGCAUCUCUGUGUGAAGUUGGUAUGCUCUCCCCGUGCGCGCGUGGGUUCUCUGGGUACUUAAAAGACAAGAGUGCAGCCAAAAUAGCCAGCUUUGAGUCAGUUCUUACAUUUAAGUCAAUAAUGUUACGUUCGUGUGUGUUAAAUUGAUAAAUGCUGAGAUUUACAAUAAUACUGUAUUUGCAGGACUUGUUUACAUUGAUACGUGGAUCGAUCCCAAAGAGGAACCAAUUUUCGCCAGUGUGUGUGUUUCAGUAAGACGUUAAUGAUUGGUGCACACCAGACGUCACCAAGCCGAAGAGCAAGUUGCUGUUGUACCCACUGAACUGUACUAAUGCAGGUAUAUCUGGGUAGCUCAUACGUCGCACGUCGCAGUGCAUGCCGCUGAAGCCAAAGAGACGCCAUCUUACUACUCACAACGCGACUACAUUGGCACAGCGUACAUAGUGUACAAAGCAGAUGAAGAGGCUAACAGAACAUCUAUAUUUGACAUUAAAAAGCGGGGAGAUUCUCCCAUUCCUUCAAGUAACGCAACCUUCGUCCCUUAAAAACUAUUUGAUACGUUAUUCUCUAUCAUUUGGCUAUAUUAAAUGUACUUUUUCCCCUUCCAAUUCAAAUUUGCCUUUGGGACAAAAUUCUCAGCACUCCCCUAUAGCAAUGAUAGUUUUACUCCUCUAGAAAGAGAUUUUCAUUUGAACUGCAUAUCCCAUCCCUUUUUUCCACUAAAAUCCAUGGUCAUGAUCCUUUACUUUUUAUUCUUACUUUCAUACAAUUCACUAUGCUCUCAUCUGUACAAAAUAUUCAAGAUUCAAGAUGAAUCAUAAAAGAGACAAGUUUUAAAAUCAUUUAACAUUAUGCUGUUUUUUUGUUUGUGUUAUGAAAUAGAAAUAAGCUCUUUUCUGAUAUAGAAAUAUAUUUGAACAAAAACCAGAGGAAUAAUAUGUGAUAACCAUAAUGUGUAAUAACCAUAAACACACACACAGAAAAAAACAACAACACUGAAACAAAACCAUAUGCUUUGGGUAAGACAAUACGUUGUUUGCAAUCUCAAACAUACCGGUAUGCAUGUUCAGGAAUAUUAUUUUCCAGAACAUAUCAUAUGAAUUAAUCCUUUUACGUCAGUCAUUCAGCAUUGUUGUUUAUCCAAAUGAAGGGUCAUGCCGGGUCAAUUGUAUGCUAACUGGCUUGCUAACUGCACUGUAUACAAUGCCUGGUAAGCAUCAUGGAAGUACUGAGGUUCUCCUUCCUUCAAGUAGCGCAACCUUCGUCCCUUAAAGAAUACAUAUAUCAUGAUAGAACAAAAAAGUAGGUACAUUUCCUCUUAGCUAUUAUAGAGCUAUAUAAACGUAUCAAUUCUGGACAUACAUUUAAUCAGAGGAAUUUUACACGAUCGAAAAUAUCUGAGAGAUCGACAGUGCAAAACCCUUAAAUGAUCAAUAAUAAAUCUACAUUUCAAUCAUACUUACAGGUGAAAUGUUCGUCCACAGCCUUUGAACUGGCGAUUUGUGCAGUUAAUAGCUGCACAUGAAGGCAUCUUAAGUUGGAAUUUGUGUCCAAUCCGAAUUAAUAAAAGAAGUUCACCACGAAUGCAAAAGCUUGCCCGAGAAGUGUUUCUUGCGAGUGGCAAUAUGGCGGCCAUGUGGCUUCACAAGUCAUCGCUAAUGAGCUUUCCAGAUACAUAAUACAGAUCAGUGGUUGUAAUUCUCAGAAGACCCUAUUGUACUCUUCUCUCUAAUAUAAAUGAAUCAUCUUGAAGGUGUUUACAUACGAUGCCGUUCUCAAUGAAUGUGCUAUUGUUAGCCGCUAACGUUAGCCCGCUAGCAGGUCUAUGUAGUACAGGGGUGUCCAAACCUUUUCCAGCGACGGCCACAUAGUGAAAAAUGAAAGGAUGCAACUGUGCCACUUUGAUAUUUAGUAAACAACACAUGUAGACAUGCUAGGAAGCUACAGUACAGUAGCUCAAGAAACAUCUGCAUUUCACCUUUGGAAUAUAUCUGGAAUGGAGGAGAAAUGCUACUAAAAGCACCUUUUUUACACAAUAACACCAGUUUUGGUGGAAAAUUUGGAAAAUUAACACUUUUGUUCUUCACUCCAUUACGACUUUAUUUCUUAAAAUUUUGACUUUAUUCCUGUAGAAUUACAGCACUUUUUACAUUUGUAGUGUUUUUUAAAUUUUCCAACUAUUUCAUUUCGGCUUUCCUCUUGUAAAUGUUCUUCUUGUGAUUAUUACUUUAUUCCCAUAAUAUUUUUAAUCUUUUAAAACAAUGGAUUUUUUCUUUAUUUCAACGUUGUUACUAAAAUUCUAUUUUUCCUCAUUUUACAAGUUUAUUCUCAUAAAAUUGCAACAUUUUUUUUCUCUUAAUAUUUUGACUUUACUUAAUUUAAUUUAACUUAAAUUUCUGCUGUUUAUUUUAAAAAUAGAUUUUCCAAACAGUUCAACUUUCUUCUUGUAUAUUUCUUCUCUUAACAUUCGGACUUUAUUCCCAUGUUGUACAUUUUCCCCCAACCUAAGUUUCCAAAAAUGACAACUUUCAUUGUUCAUUGUUUUUGACAAUAUAACUUUUUUCUUGAAUAUUUCAACUUCCUGCCACUAAAUUGACAUUUUUCCUCCUACUAUGACUUUAUUCUUAGGAAAUGAUGCCUUUUUUUCCUUGCUAGAUUACAACUCUUCUCUUCAUAUUUGGACUUUUGAUUGAUUUUCCCAUUUUUGCUGCUGUUGUUUUUUUUAUGAAGUUUCCUUGUUAAAUGACAUUUUUAGACUGUGGUGCGGGCCGAUAAAAUCACAGCCGCGGGCCGCACUUUGGACCCCCCUGAUGUAGGACAUGCAAAGCCAUGGUUUGUGUUGUGAAUACUGGUUUUCCUAUUUCUGCUGGUCCAUCUUACUUGGGCCACUCUUUUUGGAAUACUACACGGAUGCCUACCUUUUGGUUAUCUGUCCCAUUUCUCCUGCCACGUCUUCAUAAGCCUUUCUUUCCCAAUUGGCUUCAUUUCAGCUUGACUACUUAAUAUUCAGCCCUACAUGUGCUGUCUUGGCAUAUGUACGUGCCAACUCAUUCCCCUCCGCUCCUAUAUGUUCUGGCACCCAUAACAGUCAUUGUUAGCUGCUUUCUUUAUCCUACUAAUAGUCUGGAGGUUUGAUGUGAAUGAUUGCAUUUCAUUUUGACUUGUAAUGACGGCAUUUCAGCACCAGGUGGCGCCGUAGGCGCAGUGGCUUGAGAGAGCCGUUUCCAAUUACCCUCUUCUACCACUGGUCAGAUCAGAACCCAUCUGCAGCAAUGUCAAAGACAAGAAAAGUCACAGUGAGUGAGGGUGUUUAACAAAGAAAUACGUUUUUACUAAAGUCCGGUCCAAGGCUGUAUGUCUUAUUUGCCAAGAAACCGAAAAGAAUACAACAUCAGCCGUCACUUUUCCACCCAGCAUGCUAAUUACACUAGCAACCUUUCAACACAAGAACGUGCGGCUACCGCUGACAGGUGGUUGCUAGCUUACAGGCUCAGCAAAACACCUUUAUUGGAGCAACUUCCAUCCAAGAAACAAGCACGAAGACAAGUUAUUUAUUGCAUUCAAACUAGCAAAAGCCAGCACGCCUUCCUCCAGAGGGGAGUUUCUUAAAGAGGCACGGUAGAGACAGCAAGUAUUUUAUGCCUCUUCCUUAUCACGCAGGUCAGUGACCACCGUAUUGAAGUAAUUGACGAACACUUCACCAGCAAGCUAAACAAAAAAGCAGAGGCAUUUCCAUGAUAUUCUUUGGCACUGGACGAAGCAAUGAGCUUUUCAUUUUUAUCAGAGGGAUUCAUGAGAAUUUUGAGAUAAAGGAGGAGUUUUUGGAUAUGGAAUCCCUGAAAGGAAAAACACGGGGAGAGGAUUUAUUUACCAGCGUGUCAGCAGUCAUGCAGAGGCACAGGUUACCUUGGAGUACACUCACCAGCGUUACCACACAUGGAUCGCCAAAUGUGACAGGAAAAAAUGUGGGGAUGCUCAAGAAAAUUCAGGACAGGUGAAAGAGGAAACCCUGAGCAGGAGGUCAUGUUUCUACACUGCAUAAUUCACCAGGAAGCGCUUUGUAAAUCUGUGUUGCAGCUUGACCACGUAGUGAAGCCGGUUGUGAAACUCGUUAACUUUAUUGCACUGGCUAAAAUGCAUAUUUGGAGCAGCUGGACGAGAGCAGGAGGGGACAGAGAAGAAGAGAAAAGAAAACAGAGGGGGUGUGCGGGGAUAAGAGGGGGACAAAGAGAGAGAGAGAAAAAAGACAACAAGGACAACAGCAGCAACAAAAAUUGUGACAACAACAACAAAAACAUACAGGACUACAUCAGCAAAUGUCUGUGAUGACUAUAAAGAACAUGAUGGGAAGGACAAGAUAAUAUCAACAACCACAAUGACAGUACUGCAUUGAAACAGUCACGCAUAAUAGUAGUAAUGAAAUGAUGAACUAUGAUAGUGAUCACAAUGACAAUACUGCAUUGAAACAUCCAUUUUCUAUACCGCUUCUCCUCAUUAGGGUCGCGGGGGUAUGCUGGAGCCUAUCCCAGCUGACUUCGGGCGACAGGCGGGGUACACCCUGGACUGGUCGCCAGCCAAUCGCAGGGCACAUAUAGACAAACAACCAUUCACACUCACAUUCAUACCUAUGGACAAUUUAGAGUCGCCAAUUAACCUAACAUGCAUGUUUUUGGACUGUGGGAGGAAACCGGAGUGCCCGGAGAAAACCCACGCGCACACGGGGAGAACAUGCAAACUCCACACAGAAAUGCCCAAGAAAGAAUCGAACCCAGGUCUUCCCGAUCUCCAGGCUGUUACUGUGUUGGCCAACGUGCUAACCACUACGUAGACCACCGUGCGGCCCUGCAUUGAAACAGUCACACAUAAUAGUAGUCAUGAAAUGAUGAACUAUGAUAGUCAACAGAGUGACAAUAACUGUCAUGCACAUCAUUGUAAAAACUAGAAUCGUAUUGCUGACAUCACUGUCGCUGUAAUAAAACCAACAACAUAAUAAUACCCUGGUUAACUCAGUGACUAACGUGGGGAAGUACGUAUGUACUGUGAGUGUGCAUAUGUACGUGUGUGCAGGUAUCUCUGUACAGUAUGUGUGCAUGUCAUCAUAUAUAUGAAGGUGCAAGAGUGUGUGAGCGUGUAAUUGUCACUGAGAAUGCAUGAGAGGAAAGGGCUCCCCCUCCAACACCCAGAGAGCCCCGCCCCAAAUAGCCAGGCCGAGCCCCAUCGCCGGAAAGCCGGCAGGCCCACGGGGGCAGGCAGCCCAAAGAUCAGCGCCCCAAGAGCCAACCCUGAGAGCCCUCCCCCCCCAGGAAGACCAGCAAGGGGUCGCAGAGAGGUAAUCCCAACCAAAGACAGGGCACCGGCGGGCCGGAGGACAGCCAAUCCACGAGACCAGCGAGAGGUCACACCCCACAAAGGCAGACGAGCACCGGGGGCCACACACAGGCAGGCCCAGAGACGCCCCCGCAACCGGAAAGAAGCCCGCCUACGCCGGAAGUGCCAAUCCCCCCCCUACCGCCACCCCCAGGAAGCGGAGCCCGGCUCGCCCCGGGCCACCCCCCGCCCGACUCCCCGCCCAGGGCCACCCCGCCCAGGGACGCAGGAGGCACCCCCCCACCCACCCGGCGGAGGCAGAGAUGUAUCACCCAGCACCUGACCCCACGGAGCAGACCCCUGUAUGCCUCCUACCCCCAAAAUAAAUAACUAAAAAAAAAAUAAAUAAAAGCACCCACACAUACGCACUGACGCACAUAUACACACACACACAUAAGCACACGCACGCACACACUCGUACGCACAGGCAUACGCACGCACACACACACACACACACAUAGUGGUCGACUGCCCGACACCCGGAAGCCUCGCUCCCAGAUAUCUCCCGUCGGCAACGCGGAGCGCAGUGGAGCCGGAGACCCCGGGGUCCCAGACAUACAACCCAGAACCGGUGCCGCGGAGAACGCGGACCACUGGGGAGCAGGAAGACCCCAGGCCACCCCAUCCCAACGGCAGGACGCAGACAGAGGAGCCGGGGAGGAGGAAAGCGCGCAAACGAGCAAGCGGGCGGGCACACGGGCGAGCUGCCGGGCGAACCACCACACCGCGCUAGCUGACACCCGCGGGGCAGCAAACCCCAGAGAGGGAGUGGGAGUGGGUUAGAGGUUAACACUACUACUACUAACAAUCAUCAUAAUAAUACACUCUUCUGCCCAGCAAUCCUCAACAACAGUACACCGUUUUUCAGUGCCAACCUUGAUUGUUUCAUUUGACCUAGAAAAGGUCAAAUACAAGUGUUAAAUGAUCAGCCAAGUGUUGUUUAGUGAGCACUAAAGUUCACUAAUCACGUAUGGAGUAGUCAUCAUCCUGGCAGAAUGAGAUAUUUCAUAUAUUCUGUAUGUAUUCAUGAUACAGUGGUACCUCGGGUAACGUCCCUUGUCUCAAUAAAAAGUAAAUACAAGGAUAGCAUGCUGCAGGGAGUGUAUACCGAACAAACAUGUAAAAACCAGCAGUAAUUUUCCAAGAAUAAAGUCAAACCCAUCCAAUUAAAGUCCACAUGUACAGGGCUCUAGUAAUGGUAAAAAACAUAGAAAGUCAUAAACAGAGCUUUGUUUUAUUAUGAGUUAUUAGAUUCAAGAUUCAAGAGAGUUUUAUUGUCAUGUGCAUGGUAAAACAGCAGUUAUACCAUGCAAUGAAAAUCUUAUUCUGUUCAUUCUCCCACGAAAAGAAAGAAAACACAAGAAAGAAUAAGAACAUAAGAAACAUAAACACAUAAACAUAAAUACCAAUAAAUUAAGCAACAAAAACAGAAGAGACAUUAAUACAAAUAAAUAAAUAAAUAAAGUGCUAUGAGUGUGUGCUUGUGUUGCGUGCGGCGUGUGUGAGUGCUUCGUUGAGAAGCCUGAUGGCCUGUGGGUAAAAGCUGUUUGCCAACCUUGUGGUCCUGGACUUCAAACUCCUGUAGCGUCCGCAUGACGGUAGGAGUGUGAAUAAUGAGUGUUGUGGAUGUGUGCUGUCCUUGAUGAGGUUGUGUGUUCUGCGUAGGACUCUAGAUGUAUAAAUGUCUUGCAGUGAGGGGAGGGCUGCCCCAACAAUGUUCUGUGAGGUCUUGAUCACCCGCUGGAGUGCCUUCCUAUCACGUGUUGUACAGUUACCGUACCAAACAGUGAUGGAGGCGGUAAGGACACUUUCCAUAGUGCAUCUGUAGAAGCAACUCAGGAUUGUGGUGGACAUGCCAAAUUUCCUCAGUCUUCUCAGGAAGUACAGUCUCCUUGGGGACUUCUUCAGAAUUUGUUGGGUGUUGUGAGACCAGGUGAGGUCCUCGCUGAUGUGUGUGCCAAGGAACUUGAAGGUUUUCACCCUCUCCACCUCAGUCUCAUCAAUAAACAGGGGUCUAUGCGGCUCCUUUUCCCUUGUUCUUGGGUCAAUGAUCAUCUCUUUAGUCUUAUCUGUAUUGAGAAGGAGAUUGUUAUCACGACACCAAGCUAUGAGGUCCGCCACUUCUCUUCUGUAUGAUGUUUCAACACCACCAGUGAUCAGUCCGAUGACAGUAGUGUCAUCCGCAAAUUUAAUGGUCCAUUAGUAUCAACAUUCCAUUUGCAUUUUUGAUGUGAUUUGUCUUUGAUUGGCACAUUUGAGUGUGAUGGUCUUCAGGACCUGGAAGACUUGCUGUGAUCAACGGAAGCAUGAAUUGUGCAGCGGAUCAGUCCACUAACCCUCAUCCCACAUGAGCUCCAUGUGUUUCACCCCAUGUACAUGUCGUGUACAUCUACGUUGUUCUCAUUUCAAAACAAUUCUUUCCCAUAGGAAAUCAUGUCAAGUUCAUGAUCAACCUAUACAAGUGCCGCAAAAGAGCUGUAACAGAAGCGAAAAGCAGCUUUUUGGAACAUACACCUCUUCAAAGUUUCUUCUGUUGUUUUUUUUACUUUUCCAACUAUUCCAACUUGGAAAUAGGUGCCUGCCUAAUAAAUCAUUGCUUAUUUAAGUGCCUCAUUGGGCCUGAGACUGAGAUGUUUUCUCCCAGAAUGAUAACCUGGCACAUGUUCAACACAGAAAGUGAACAUCAUACGGAUCAAUACUUGCCAUCCUAGUUGGUGCACUUACUUGAGUUAUGCAAAACAAUGACUUGAUCCCACAUCUGUACUGCACAUCUCUCACUGCUGGAAAUAAAAAACAAUUCAGAUUUGGCAUUUUCUGUGUUUAUUUCUAAAAGAGAAUGGCCUACUUUAUUUGAGGCUAUUUGUAGAUAAGAUUUUUUAUGUGCAUCUUGCAUGCAGCUUUAAAACAGGGGUCACCAACGUGGUGCCCGCGGGCACCAGGUAGCCCCCCACGACCACAUGAGGUGCCCGCAAGCCUGCUUUUCAUUCAGUUUUCAGUUAAUAAUGAAAGAACAGUAGAAAGAAAUGCAUUGUGAAAUACAAAAUGUGAGUUGUGGACACCAGCAUUUUGUUCAUGUUCUGGUAAAACAAGCAUAUUCGCUUUGUUUGAGUUUAAAAUAAGCUCUGAAAAUAAAUGUUACAAAAAUGAGUAGCUCUUGGCCAUUUUCAUUUUGGAAAAGUAGCUCUCACAAGGAACAACGUUGGUGACCCCUGAUUUAAAAUAAAAUUUUUAAAAAACUGUUUAUCGCAGUUAGUUGGUGUUGGUAAUUGGUGUUUGGAGCCUCCAACGCCUCUGUUUUGUUCCACUUCAUGCUACUGCUUGGCCUCAUAUUGAAGCAAAUGGAGCUCUGGUAUCAGAAUACUAUUUAGUCAGGUUAGCAAGGUGCUGAUUUGUGCUUGAAUACGGCCUAUUAUCAGUCAUAUUUUAUCAUCAUAAAAUGAUUAUUAUUAUCAUUAUGAUCUAUUUUCUGCGUGAGGUGGGUUCUACCAACGCCUAUUGAGGUGUUUGGGGUUACCAAGCAUGGUUCUUUGACUGAUAAAGAGUUCCAGGAAAAGGGUUUAUAUUCCAAUACCCGGAUCAGUCUUUGAUAUUUUGUACAACCUGUUGGAAACUUGUCCGUUUUUUUGUGGAGUUUAAUGUACAAAUGGCGAAAAUGAAGUGCGUUUAUAUAUUUGUAUUAUGUAUAAGUCAGCCGGGGACAGGGUUUGUCAAUUCCGUCGACAUUCUCUGAUGGUGUGGUGGCACAUGCUCAAAUAUCAGACAUUUCUUGUAGUUGCUGGCAUUUCAAAAGAGUUGAGGCUUCGGUUGCCAAGGUGGGGUACACAUACCCAGACCACCUCUUCCAGUUACUAUUAACACCAACGACCAAACAGCAGGAAUAUAUUGCAAUAUGGAAUCCAUCUAAAGAUAGACUUCUUGGCAAGUCCAUAAUCUUGGUGUCAAAUCUAUAAUCUGGGUGUGGAGUCUAUAAUAUGAAUGUCAAAUCCAUAAUAUGCGCAUGUUGUACAACACAAGCGUCAAAUCCAUAAUCUGAGUGGAUAAUCUCAGUGACGUAACUUGAAUGGUGAGUAGUACAUCAAAUGAGACAAAGAGAUCAUGAUCUGAAUGCCAAAUCCACAAUCUGAGUGUCAAAUCCAUAAUAUGAGUGGCGAUUCUACAGGAUAAUCUGAAAGGUGAACAUUGUGAAAGAGUGACGAAGCAACAUUUGGGACGACUGUAAUGCGUUACGUAUUCAUGUAAGCAGCUGUUCCUAAUAUAUUUCAUCAUAUUUUAACCCUGCUUUUUUUGUGUGCAAUAUUAGUGCUUUUAUUUGUACACAUGAAAAGCAAAACAGCACGAGCAAAAGAAUACUGGUUAGGAGAUAUAUCAGAACCAGUGCUCGGUCACCAAGGAGAAGCACGAGGCCGCCAUCUUGGCCUUACAACACAAGCUCCAUUCAAUGUCUCAGGCUCUUAAACAUGCUAAUCUGUGCUCAACUCAACGUGAAGCAUUCAAUGUCUACCGUAUGUAUGGAAGAGAUUCAGUAGGAUGCUUUUGGAUUGAAUACCACUUUCAUUCAAGCACAACAUUCUCACCCCCCACUUGGUGUCCGUGUGUGUGUGUGUGUGUGAGAGGGGAAUGCAUUAGAAGCCGUGGUCAUUCAGCUACCAGCUAGACAGGGAUAGGAAGUAACAGAGGGAGCCACACUAUCAUACAUUCAAAUCCCCCUCGAGGCAAUCUCUUAUUUGGACUUUAUUCUCGUAAUAAAAAUAGAAACUUUUUUGUUGUUGUUGUUCCAGCAAUGCCUCUGUGUUGCCUCGCAAUUACUGUUGUCAUUUACUUUUCUUACCUUGUAAUUAACGUACAGUAAGUGCUGAGGCCCAGCAGGGAUGUAUGGCUGGGCAGUUACAGGCAAAAUGAGAAAAAGUAACUGAUUGGGCCUGAGCAGGUGUUUAAAGCACGUUUUAGGUGGUUUGGAGCAUAUGUGGUUCAUUGUUGGCCAGUUGUGGCCAAUGUUCAUAAAUGCACUCUAUUCGGUCUGAAACACGUUUUUAAGCAAUAACUGUUAGAUUUAGUCACUGCAAGCCAGCAGAAAAUGCUCAUUUUAAGGUGUAAGAUUGCAUUUUCAUCAUGUCAUCAUUUGACCAUAGGCCAACGGGUGGAUGUCUAGCCAUUCACAUACUUACUAUUACAUUUCUGUGGUCAUCAUUGCAAACAAUACAAUACUGUUUUAGAUGCUUGAUAAGGUUGAUACAAUUGUUGAUGAAAAAUUACAUGUAUUUGUUAUUAAGUAGACAUAUUAUAAGACAUUACACAAAUGUUUCAUUUAGUGUUUCAUAACAAUACACAUUUUGUCUCAACGAGUGCUUCAAAAAUCAUGACCAAUAGUCCAAAUGUUCUCCUACUAUCAACAAGUAAGACAGGUUGGAAUAAGAAUGGUUUACCAAAAGUAAACCAGUUUUGAUUGGGCCUGAGUAGGUGUUUAGAAGUUCUUUUCAACUUGUUUUUAGCUGAGUGACAUACACAUUCAAGAAUUGUUUAUUUUAGGGAAGGCGGCGAGGAAGACGGACGACCGUGUUGGUGCUGCUGUGACCACAUCUUGGGUUUUUUGCUAUCUUUGAGUCCUGCCGGGACCCCCGAUUUUUACUAAUGCUAAUGCUAAUGCCUCUUAUU